This is a messenger RNA of Acipenser ruthenus (sterlet), 4461 nucleotides long. Its product is annotated as zinc finger CCCH domain-containing protein 15-like. Gene Ontology annotation, cellular component: cytosol. Gene Ontology annotation, biological process: cytoplasmic translation. Bases 180 to 1403 code for a protein of 407 amino acids. Lineage: Eukaryota; Metazoa; Chordata; Actinopteri; Acipenseriformes; Acipenseridae. The transcript has 10 exons. Gene Ontology annotation, molecular function: metal ion binding; mRNA binding. The record is from RefSeq and is a predicted model, not a curated record.
UUUUCAACCCAAAUCUGUUUUAGCCUUCUCUGUACCACUCAUUCUCGUUUGACUGUGCUGUACCCACAAUGCCCAUCGGUCUAUCAGAUUUCCCAGAGAGUCUUUGGGUUUGAAAGCGAUUUGGAUUGUUCUGCAGCCACACACACGGAGGAACUAGGUAUUUGGACCUUAAACGAGAUAUGCCUCCAAAGAAACCAGCGCCAGCAACUAGUAAGAAAACAGAUCAGAAGAAGAAGGAAAAAAUUAUUGAGGAUAAGACUUUUGGUUUGAAGAACAAAAAGGGAGCCAAACAACAGAAAUUUAUAAAAAAUGUGGCACAGCAAACCCGCCAGGCUGGUGAAGGAGAUAAGAACAAGAAGACAGAUAAGAAAAAGGAACUGUCAGAGUUAAAUGAACUCUUCAAACCAGUGGUUGCUGCUCAGAAAGUCAGUAAAGGUGUCGACCCCAAGUCAGUGGUGUGUGCUUUCUUCAAACAAGGACAAUGCACUAAGGGAGACAAGUGCAAGUUUUCACAUGACCUGUCAUUGGAAAGGAAAUGUGAAAAGCGCAGUGUUUACUUUGAUGGCAGAGAUGAAGAUCUUGAGAAAGAUACAAUGGACAAUUGGGAUGAAAAGAAGCUGGAAGAGGUUGUAAACAAGAAACACGGAGAGGCAGACAAAAAGAAGCUGAAAACUCAAAUUGUAUGCCGAUACUUUCUUGACGCUAUUGAAAAUAACAAAUAUGGCUGGUUUUGGGUGUGUCCCGGUGGAGGUGACGUUUGCAUGUACCGCCAUGCCCUUCCAUCUGGCUUCGUACUGAAGAAAGACAAAAAGAAGGAAGAGAUAGAAGAAGAAAUAUCAAUGGAAGAACUCAUAGAAAAAGAGAGAUCUGCCUUGGGACCAAAUGUUACCAGGGUUACUCUCGAAACAUUCUUGUCCUGGAAGAAAAGAAAGAGGGAAGACAAGAUUAGUAAAGCUGAGGUUGAAAUGGAGAAAAGAAGAGCUGACUUCACAGCAGGAAGAUCAUUUGGGGUCAGUGGUCGUGAAGUGUUUCAGUUCCGACCCGAGUUGGUGGAUGAUGAUGACGAAGAAGCUGAUGACUCUAAAUAUGUCCAAAACAAGGAUGAUAAUGAUGAUGAGUUUGAAGAUUCUGUGCAAGUCAAUGAGAUUGAUCUGGCACGGUUUGUUCCGAAGGAAGUAGAGUACGCUGGCAUCACAGUAGCUGGCACUGACAGAUUUACCGCAACGGAUGCCAGUAAAAUAAGUGGGGCAUCGGGAGGUGCUGAAGCAAAUGGGGAGCACAGUGAAGGGGAGACUCAGGAAGAUGAGGAGAUUGAAGCGGUUCCUGUUGAUGAGAAUCUUUUCACGGGGGAGGAUCUAGAUGAACUUGAAGAAGAACUAAACACACUGGAUCUGGAAGAAUAAUACCAGGACUGCACCCUGCAAUAUUUCAUGGAAACACAAGGCCUGAACUAAGUGACAAUGUUUCACAUUAAAUAUCUUCAUGUUUGAAAUGUGCAGUUCUCUGCCCCAUUGCUCCUGUGAGGUACAGGAUAAACAGGAGUGUUAGAUACUGAUCACCUCCUGAGAUUCUAGUCUUUUUGGCCCCUACUGCACAUUAGAGCUAAGAAUUGUGGGUAUUUAAUAAUAAUUAUUAUAUAUAUAAUUUCUUUUUUUUUUUUUGGCGUACCAUUAAAGGUCAAGUGUUGUCACAUAUUUGACCAUCUUUAUCAAUUAAAAAAAAAAAAUCAAAAAUACGUGCUUAGGAAUGAUUGUUUUAAUUCACAUGUUGAAAGAUUUGUCAUUUAAAAGGCACUUUUUAAGAAUUGCAGAAGAGAUACAUUUGGAUGAACUAAUUUGGGAACAAGAUAUUUACUCAUUCUUUAUCAGAAGCCACUUCCUUAUGGAAGAAAUUCAAAAGUUGUUUGUUUUGACAACACUUUCAAGUGUCUAUGUUAUGUUAGCAAAAUGGGUUAAACUUACUGUAAUACAUUAUCCAAGAUCUGUACUAAAAACUUAAGUGUGAGGAUGCUGUGUUAUAGAAUGUAAUAUAAAUCCAGCAAUGUUAUACUAAUGGUGCAGAUUUGCUAACAUGAAAUUGAUGCCUAAUUAUGGAAGCCAAAGAAUUAUUUAUGAUGGAUAAUUAAUUAGUAUUUCAGACCUUUAUGAUCUAUAAAAAUUAAGUCAUUUGUAUACCUGUAUCAGGGAGAGAUUUGAAGCUACUUGCAUCAUCUAAGAGUAGAAUAUAGUUUUAGUACAAAAUAGUAGGUUUGGAGGGAAAUGUGUAUGAACAUCAUAUGAAUCCUAAAAAUACUUAGUAAUGAAAGGGAACAUACAGGCCAUACUUGCUCAGCUUUGAAUGAUCUUCAAUAACAGAUCCUGAAUACACCAAGUUAUUUUUAAAACAGGUGUAAAAUGAGCAGUUUUUUUUUUUUUUUUUAAUCUGGCAUAUGCCCCCCCCCCCCCCCCCCCAAAUUAAAUUGUUUUAAAUUUCCCAUCCAUAUUUAUGCCAUGUUAUGUUGUAAAUAAAAAUGAUCAGAUUUAAAGCAAUUUUGUUUUAAAAUAAGUAUCUCUGAUGGAACUUAAUCUGUGGAAAAGGGGGUACAACAUCACCAUAACUGCAUAUUAAUAAUCUUCUUUGUUGUCUAGCACUGUUAAAGAGUAAGUAGCGGAGUUCCAAAAAAUAAAGCGUUAGACACCCUGUAGUUUUUCUUUUCAUUAACAUUCUGACAACUUUUUACACUUACAACUUUAAAGAAUGCUUAAAAGCGCUUUUCAAAAUGGCUGCUCUAGUGCACUGGGGGUUGAGAUCUGUCCUCUAAAUCACUGCAGGAAGAGUGAUUUUUAAAAAAAGUGCUCACAUCAUGGAUCCUUAUUGCUGUGUUACCUGAUUGAUAAUGUGGACAAUAAUGCUUGCACUAUCAUGCACUAGAGCAGACAUUUUUAAAGGGUUUUGAAACAGACUUUAAAGUUAUAAGUAAAAAAUUGUCAGGAUGUUAACAAUGAAAAGAAAUGACAGAUACUUCUUUAAACAGUUGUAGCAACAUGUGGGGACGUGUAACGCUAUAUUUUUUGGAACACGCAACUUACUCUUUAAAGGUACUGCAAAGUAAUAUUCUGAAAUAUACAUUAACACAUUGAUAAAGAAGGAUCAGUUGGCGGCUGCUGUUAAUUCAGUGGGACUAAACAGCUGACUUUUUAACACAAGUAUGUGUGCCGUCAUAAACGCUAACCUGUCCUUACAAAUGUGAUUUAUUUUUAAAGUAAAAAGUUAAUCUCACUAAUUAGAUUGUAAAGUUCAGUUGGAUAUAUGUCAUUUAUUUAUUUUGCAUCUAAUUCUUUUGAGACUUGGUAUGGACAUUCAUGGACAGGGUAUAGCACCUGAUGACCUACUUCAUCUUACAUGUUGACUUGUAAUUUGUAGUGCUAAUCGGUUAUGUUUUUGGAACUUGCUUGAUUUUUCUUGACCAUGAAUCAUGAUAAUCCUGUGAAAGAUUGCUUCAGUGGGUUUAGCUAACAUUGAGGUGAGAUUUACUUUCACUAAAUGUAGUACGAAGAAGCAAACAGAGGCAAGCUCCUUACCUUAUGGUUAAUUGUACAAUAUAGAACACAGGACAGCAAGACUAUGGUGGUAGGUUUUGUUGGUUAUUGUAUACAGUUCAUUAGCUGCUGUGGUGCACAUGGACACAAGGGGGCAAUCAAAGGCCAUUGGAAGAUAGUGUUGAAUUAAGGGUGGGGGCAUAACAAUCUACUGAGGAUUUAUUUUUUAUUUAAUCCUCUGCUUGGGCUGAAAUCAUUUGUAAAGGGGACACUUGGUAUGAGCAUUUUAAGUUAUUGAGUAUCAGAUUCUGAUAUAUGGCAAGGGGGGGGUCUAUCUGUGUGUCACACCUUAAUUUUUGCUUAUACAAUAUCUGGACAAUUCAUCAAAUUGUGAUUAAACAUGUAAUAGCUAAUUCUUCUAUUAUUGUUGAUGCAUGUCAUGGUCCUCAACCUUUUCAUCAGCUCUAAUUGUAUAUUUGCAUUUGUAGCGGGAUGUUUGUUACUGACAUUAGUGUUUUUUAUUUAGGCCUGGUGUAAACGCUACACUAGUUUGAGUAACUGGUUGAAAUAUUAUGACGUGGUCCCUAUUUGACAACCUGACAUUUUUCUAAUAUUGGGUAGGUUCACAGGUUCAAAUGUAUAAUAAAAAUGCUGUAUUUAAUGUAUCUGGUGAAAACAAGUUGAAUGUCUGCAUUAACAGUUUAAUUUGUGUGAUGUAGGUUCUGUUUUGGUAACAAGAUGUUUCUCCAUAUCUGAUGAAUAAAAUGAAUACAGGGAUGUCAAACAAGUGAAAAUACAACAGUCAGAUAUAUUGGUGAUUCUGGCUGCAGGAUAGAUAUAUAUAAGUGCUCAGGCUUUUCCUAGUUUAGAUGACCUUCGCAAACUUUCAAUAGGGAAGCUCUACAAAAUAUACUUAAAAUAUUAAAUAUUGUUACAAAACUUG